UGGACCUACUGGGCUUGGAAACAAGUCGGAAAGCUGCUGGGGAGCCUGGAUGCCAGAAGAAGGCUUGUAAAUACAAAGGAGCCUGAGCUUGACUGUCCUCUGGAGAGAAGAGUCUUCAGGGGUAAAAAUCAAGAGCCCAGAACAUGCUUUUCUCCUUCUAAACUUCACUCUGAGCAGGCCUUGCUCAUGCUGCCACCAUAAUAUCUGAGAACUUCCCAGACUAAAAGACUGCCAUAGCAAGGUCCCUACUUGACCUCAUGGAGUCUUCUGCUCUUCUCCCUUCCCCAGUGUUGGGAAGCACCAGCCGGGAGCUUCCCAGAGCUCUGUUUAUUUCCUCAGGCUCCGUCAUGUCCUGCUUCACGCGCCUAUGGCAGUCCAACCCCCCGGACUCUCCCACCAGCCCCGUCCCUGCGUCUCCCAGCGAAAUUCCCAUCCCCAUCAGCCCCAUCGUUAUCACGUCCCCGGGAGAGAGCAAGAGGAAGGCAAGGUCCCCAACGGACAAGCCCGGCUCUCCCAAYCCAACUUCUCCCAAGCCAACGUCCCCCGUCGAAUGCUCCAUCUGCUUCAACACCUACGACAACACCUUCAAGACGCCCAAGCUGCUCCAGUGCUCCCACGUUUUCUGCCUGGAGUGCGUGGCUCGCCUGAGCACGGGGCUGCCCCCCAACCAAGCUGAGGACCAACUUCCAUGCCCCUUCUGCAGGCAGCUCACCAGCAUCCCUCUGGAAGGGGCUCCAGCCCUCAAGACCAGCAAGGAGCUCCUGGCCACGCUGCCCCCCGAACUCCAGCAGGAGAAGGUGCUUUGGAUGGAGGGGACCAAGCUCUGCUGCCGCCAGGCAUCAGAAGACCCUGAGAACCCAGACUCGUGCAUCUCCAUCGACGUGGCCAUGAGCAAGCCUGAAGAUCCAGAGCCCCCUCCGGCAGGGCUAGCGGGGAGGCUGUCCCGCUGCGACAUGUGCGACGACUGGAAGCGCAUCCUCCUCCUCUCRGCGCUCAUCAUCAUCCUCUUCUGCAUCAUUCUGUGGCCGGUGCAGUGCGCCCUGAAGACCGGGAACCUCCGCUGCUUCACGAGAACUGUUGCAAUGAGCAGGCCGGAGUAUCUCCCCCCUAAACACACCACAGCAGCAGCCCCCGUGACGCAUCCACCCUUCCAGUAGCAGCGCUGCAGCAGAGCUGUUGCCUCCCUCCCGCCACCUCAGGGAUACCAGAGCCUUGCAAAGCCACGCUUGGGCUUUAUAGGACUGCUAGGAGUCCUAGAGGUGUCCCACGGGUGUCCUCCCGCCUGGGCUGGACGCCCAGGGACAUAAAGGGCUGUGCUUGCACCUUGGUGGAUCCACACGCUCAUUCCGAAGAGCUGGGKUGGGGAGGGUAAAUCCACACCCAGGCGGUGUAAAAACCGGGCUGAUAAAAACCCAGGCUGAUAAAAACCAACCUUAUUCCACGGACUUGAAACAUUUCAAUUGGGUUAUUCAGGGCCGGUGGUGUCGAACGCUGCCAGCCGCUGUUGAAAUGUAGACGUUAUUGCUGCCACCAUCCAGGCACUGCUGAAACGCUGGGCCCGGCUGCCGUUUCUUCCCUAAGGCAACGUGUGAGCRCUCACCCCUUGCCCAGAAAGGGGAAGCAAAUUCCUUUUGAAAACGCAGGUGCACCUGACCCAGCCCCAGCAACCUCCCCCAAGGUCCUAGUGU
Nothoprocta perdicaria is the source of this 1688-nucleotide messenger RNA. It is a transcript of the gene RNF223, whose product is annotated as ring finger protein 223. The record is from RefSeq and is a predicted model, not a curated record. The transcript has 3 exons. Gene Ontology annotation, biological process: protein ubiquitination. The coding region runs from base 258 to 1157 and encodes 299 amino acids. NCBI's taxonomy places the organism in Eukaryota, Metazoa, Chordata, Aves, Tinamiformes, Tinamidae. Gene Ontology annotation, molecular function: ubiquitin protein ligase activity.